AUCGGCAUCCAUAGUUUAACAUCCACCAUGGACAUGAUAAGCAUCUCUCACCAAGGAGAAUCCAGUCGCUCCAAUUACCAGAAGCCGAUAUGGGAGUUCACGAAGGAGGAACUCCACUUCAGGAUCAACGAGCAGGUAACGAAAUAUUCCGAAGAAGCCAAAAAGUUGAAAGAAAAAGCCUACCUUGGAAGCACUAGCUGCAUCUACAGAGUCCUCCCGAGGCAUAAGAAAAUCAAUGGUAACUCGUUAUACGAGCCCGACAUGGUCUCCAUCGGGCCCUACUACUACAACCUCCGUAAUGAAAAGUUCAAGAUGGCCGAAGAUUGCAAGAGGAAGUGCUUCGGCUCCAUGCUGGUUAAGGCAGCAAGUGACUACAUCCAAGUUGACAUCUAUGAGAGCUGCUUGGAAAGAAUAAGCGAACUUGAAGAGGACAUCAGAAAUUGUUAUUCUGAAGAGUUCGAAGUCGCCGGUAUUGAAUUUCUCGAAAUGAUGAUUGUUGAUGCUUGUUUUAUAAUAGAAAUCAUUGAUAUGUUUGGACCGAGGAAAGAAGUGGACUCCAGCGAAUCUCUUGCAGCCUUGUCGUGGAUGGUACCGUAUUUCUACAGGGACUUUCUCCUGCUUGAGAAUCAGAUCCCUUUAUUCGUUCUGGAAGAGAUAUAUGCGAUUACCCGUAAAAUAUUUCCUGUCAUGAGCUGUAGAUCCCAUCUAAUAUAUGCUGCUUUGGAAUUCUUUAAGAACGGAAUGAAAAGAUUCGAUUUAGACAUUUUCGAUUUCACUUUAAUGAACGUGAGGGAAACGAAUGAUGAUGAUCAGUGCCCGCCGCCCUUGCAUUUGCUGGACUUGGUUCGGAGUAGUUUAAUGCCAUUCUAUAAGCAACAGGGACCAGAAUUCCCUACAGAGACUACAUUCAUUCACUGCGUCUCGAAGCUCCGGCUAGCGGGGAUUAAGGUCAGUCCAGUCAAAGCGCACAGCUUCCUAGAAGUGAAAUUCAAGAAAGGUGUGAUUGAGAUGCCAAACAUAGCCAUCAACGACUUGAUGAGAUGUCUGUUGCUGAACUGUGUGGCAUUCGAGCAGUGCCACAAGAGAAGCAAGAAGUACUUCACAGUUUACGCUACUUUUUUGGACUGCCUGGUGAACACCAGCGAGGACAUUGAGUACCUUCGCGAGCGCAAUGUCAUUGACAAUUACUUUGGGGACGACUCCGAGGCUGCGGACUUCAUCAACCGUGCGGGCAAGGAUUUGGUACUCAAUGCUGAUAAAGGCUUCUAUUUGGGGAAAUUGUUCAAGGAUGUGGACAAGCAUUAUCAGAAUAGGUGGGAGUGGAAGUGGGCGAGCUUCAAGGGGGAGUAUUUUGACAAGCCAUGGUUGCUUCUGUCGGCAGCGGGUGGGAUUUUGCUCGUACUGGCUACGUCAUUCCAGGCCGUAAUGGCCUUCUUAACUUACAAGUAUAAAAAUUGCUAGCCUAGCUGCCGAUUGGGUAAUUAAUUAGGAUAUCAUGGUUUUAGAAAGUUUGGUCAUCAAUCGCUACUUUUAGCGAUAUGAUAUUAUCAGUCGACUUUGCUGGUUUGAUGGUGUGUUUAGCAUGUAUUAAUUAUUUUUUAUAUGAAAUUAUUAUUUAGUUUUUC
Juglans microcarpa x Juglans regia is the source of this 1625-nucleotide messenger RNA. RefSeq names its product UPF0481 protein At3g47200-like. Bases 28 to 1461 code for a protein of 477 amino acids. The transcript has 2 exons. The record is from RefSeq and is a predicted model, not a curated record. Lineage: Eukaryota; Viridiplantae; Streptophyta; Magnoliopsida; Fagales; Juglandaceae.